GAGACGCGUUUAGGAACCAACGCAUGCACGUUCACGUUCAAGGACAUCGGUCGGCUUCUCGAAAAGAAGAGAAGGGACAGUCGUCGUCAGUCAACGGUCUGGCGGGAACGAAGUGAAUGAACGGUCAGGAACUUGUCGGAACGAGGAAACGAUCUUCACACGGGUUUCGAUCGUUUUUAGCGUCCGGCGUAGGACGGUAGGAGAUCAUCGAUUGACGCGGAGCGACGGAUACGCUUGGCGUGCGCUCUCUCCAACGGCGAUUCCGCAUUGAAGUGCACCACGGCGGAAUCACGUGAGGACGGCGUCGAUUUUUACGGCGGCGAUUAGGAUUUGAACAGCGGGAUUGCGGUCGCACUUUGUUUAAAUGCACCGUCGAUUAACGCCGCGGGAAGCAUGGCAAGCGACGCGACCCGAAGGAGGAAAGCGACGGAGAAGUCCGACGAGCAUCAGGCCAAGCGUUCCAGGAACACUGAGGAUAAUGACACGGUGCAGAGCCAGCAGAGGCAGCAGAGCGAGGAGUUUACAGCUGGAAAGGUGAAAAAGAUUCGUCUUCAUAACUUCAUGUGUCACGAUGCGCUGGAAAUAACACUGAACGAGAAUGUUAACUUCAUCGUGGGCCGCAAUGGUAGCGGCAAGAGUGCCAUAUUAACCGCACUGACUGUAGGACUUGGUGCUAGGGCGAAUGUUACGAGCCGGGGGACCUCUGUUAAAGAGUUUAUAAAGAAGGGCAGGAACUCUGCUAUGGUCGAGAUAACGUUAGUGAAUAAAGGAGACACCGCUUACAAGCCUGAGAUUUAUGGCGAUACAAUUACAGUUGUGCGCAACAUUGGAACUACUUCGUCGUACAAGAUAAAAAAUUGGCGAGGAGAAAUAAUUUCUACAAAACGAGAUGAGUUGGACAACAUCAUAACAAUUAUGAAUAUACAGAUUGAUAAUCCAAUAUCUGUAUUGAAUCAGGACGUUUCAAGAACGUUUUUAGUUACCUCUAAGCCCGAAGAAAAGUACAAUUUAUUUAUGAAAGCUACUCUCUUAGAUUCCAUUGAAAAUAAUUAUAAAGAGGCACUCGACAUAUGUAAAGAAGAAAACAUCAAAUUGACACAAUAUUCUGCGACCUUAUCACAAGUAAAGGAAGAAAUACAAAAAUUGGAGGAAAGUAUACAUAGAUUAGAGGAAAUGGAUGAAUCACGAGAAGAAUUAAGUAAUCUCGAAAAAGAACUUCAGUGGGCUAAGGCGAUUGCAGAGGAAAUUAAGCUUCUUAAAAUACAAGAAAGCUUAAAAAUGUAUGAAAAUAAUUUGAAAAAGAUUCAAGAUGUGGAAAUGUCUACGGAAACAAAGGACCAAGAAAUUGAUAAAAAAAUCGAGGAAACAAAGGAAAAAAUUCGGCAAGCAGAACAGGAAGUAAUAGAUAGCAGCGAAGCUUACAAUAGUGCAAAAGAAAAAUAUAAGACUGCAAAUGAGGCGUAUUCAAAUAAACAGCGCGAAUGGCGGUCUUCAGCGAGUAAGAUGAAACGAUUCGAAGAUGAUAUUAAUUUGUUGAAGAAGGAAAUUCAAAAGUUGGAGAACUGCAACGACGAAGAACAUAACAAGAGAAAAGAAACAAAGGAGCGCCUAUCGAAGUUAGAAGAAAAACUGGAUGAACUCGAUGCCUCGUUACGCACUAAGCAAACCGAAUUGAUGCAUUUGGAGGCCGAUAAGAUGCGACUUUCGCAAGAAGUGCAAUCCGCCAAAAAUGAAGUGGAGAAUUUUAAUAGACACAUAUACAAGAUCAAAAAGAACUUGAGCGCAGUCGAGCAACAAUCGGAUAAUGCAUUGAGUGUAUUUGGGUCAAACAUGCCGCGUCUAUUGAAGAGAAUUGAGGAGGAAUAUAGGAAAAAGCGAUUCAAGGAAAAACCACGCGGUCCUAUUGGAGCUUUCAUAAAAUUGAAGGAUGCCGCUUGGGCACCGGCAGUAGAAAACUUUCUGGGUUAUCACACCCUCAGCUCGUUCUGCGUGGAUAAUAGUCAAGAUGCCAAAUUGUUGAACAGUAUUAUGAAGGAAAUUUUCUACAACGAAAAAACUCUUCAAAUAAUAGCUAGCAAAUUCUUUAAUCAGGUGCAUGAUGUUAGUCGCCACUGCACACAUUCUCCACAAUAUUCCAAUCUCUUAGAAGCAAUGGUUAUAGAAGAUCCUGUUGUAGCCAAUUGCUUAAUCGAUCAGCGCGAAAUUGAAUGUAUACUUCUUAUACCAACAAAUGAUGAAGCCUGCACGAUAAUGUCGGACGCGAUCAAAGUGCCGAGAAAUUGCAAAAGAGCAUUUACCCUAAAUGGCGACACAUUCUAUCCCGAUCCAAAUUACAGAACUUAUGGCGGAAAGUGCGGACGCGCUAAAUAUCUUCAAGUUUCUACUAUGGAAGCGAUGCAAACGUUGAAGGAAGAACUUCAGGUAGCGGAGAACAAAAAGCAGGAGGCCGUAGCAGUAUAUAACGCUGUAUGUGAUAAAGUGAAUCGCACGUGUUCCGAAUUGAAAAACGUGAACACAACGAUCAAUAAGCUGAGAUCCGCGCAAAGUGAAUGUACUAAUACAAUUAAUGAACUGAAAGAUAAAAUCGAGGCGAAUGAAGCUACGUCUGCUGACGUAUUCCGAAACGAAGCCGCGGAAUUGGAAAAGAAAUUAGCGCAGGAAAGUGCUGUGGCGAAGCUUUUAGCUGAGAAUGUGCAAGAACUUCAAAAGAACGUUACGUCUCUCGACACGGAAGUUAAGCGUUGCAGGGACUUGAGGCACAAUUUACACAUAGUGAUUGAUCCUCUCAAAGAUCAAAUAAGAGAAUUGACUCGGGAGAAGGAAAGGCAUCGACAUGAGUGUCAGCGUGCUACUCGAAAGUUGCAAGAAAUUCGUCAAGCUAUACAAUGCACAGCGGGGGAAUUCGAAAUACAGGAGAGAGCUACAAAGCAAGCGGUUUCCAACGCCACUGAAAAGUGUCCCGAAAGGAUAAGCACUACCAGAUCAAUAAACCAAAUUAAAACUUCACUGAAUGAUUUACGAGAUAAGAUUCGCGAAAUAGAAAACCAGUACGGUUGCGUGGAUGAGUUACGGCUACAACUGAAGGAAAAACAGGAAAAGUUUGGAGUGAACAUUGAGUUUGCAGCUCAGUUGAGACAGAGUUGUGAGAAACACAUCGAACGAGUGAAACAUCGGCAGAAAAUGUUCCUGCAAUUGAGGGACUUGUAUAGCGUUUAUGUCCAAAAGUCUUUCACCGACGUGCUUUCAUUAAGACAAUACAAGGGAACUGUGGUGAUCGAUCACGUACAAAAAGUCCUCGAUUUACAUGUGAGUGCACGGGACGAUAAAAAGACGGGCAACGACACCAGAUCGCUCUCGGGAGGCGAACGAUCUUACUCUACCGUCGCGUUCAUCUUGGCUCUCUGGGACUGCAUUCAGCUACCCUUCUAUUUUCUCGAUGAAUUCGAUGUAUUCAUGGACAAAGUGAACCGGCGGGUGGUAAUGGAUAUUCUUUUGGAUCACACUAAAUUGCAUCCACAGAGUCAAUUUGCUUUCCUCACACCUCUAGACACGUCGCACAUUCUUGCUGAGGAUUACGUAACAAUUCACCAAUUACAGCCACCAGAGAGAAGAGGCUUGAGCCAGUGAAUAUAUAUUUCCGUUCGAAUAUAUGUAUUUUUUUUAGUUAUUCAUUAUUUUCAGAUUUAUCUGAGAUAGGAAAAUAAUUUUAAAGCAUAACAACGAUGUAUGAAACUUGUUUUGUGUCGAUAAGUGAAAAUAAUUUAUUUAUUUUGUAUUGUUGAAAGAGGUAACUUCUAGAUGUUUACGUGUAAGGCGAACUCCUAGAUGUUUACGUGUAAGGCGAACUCCUAGAUGUUAUGUGUAAGGCGUAAAAGCAGCGUUCAAAUUUAUUUUAUGUAUCUUUCAUAAAAGUGACAAGUGAUUCAAAAUGUUUUUUACUUACGAUAUAUGUAUACAGGUACCCUGGUGAUUCAAAAACUGUUCGCAGCUUCGAGUUACGAUACUCGGAAUAAGUUUUUGUAACUGAAACGAUAAAAGAAAGUGCCUUCGAUUGUACCGUGUAACGAAUACAGAUUUUCUCUUUUUCAUAAUAAAACUUUGUUAAAUCAUCGCA
Molecule: messenger RNA, 4114 nt
Organism: Wasmannia auropunctata (little fire ant)
Lineage: Eukaryota; Metazoa; Arthropoda; Insecta; Hymenoptera; Formicidae
Gene: SMC6
Product: structural maintenance of chromosomes protein 6
Exons: 19
Coding region: 394-3627 (1077 amino acids)
Biological process (GO): double-strand break repair via homologous recombination
Cellular component (GO): nucleus; site of double-strand break; Smc5-Smc6 complex
Molecular function (GO): single-stranded DNA binding; damaged DNA binding
Source: RefSeq, a predicted model, not a curated record